This is a messenger RNA of Rhagoletis pomonella (apple maggot), 8630 nucleotides long. It is a transcript of the gene Abl, whose product is annotated as tyrosine-protein kinase Abl. NCBI's taxonomy places the organism in Eukaryota, Metazoa, Arthropoda, Insecta, Diptera, Tephritidae. Gene Ontology annotation, biological process: protein phosphorylation. Gene Ontology annotation, molecular function: non-membrane spanning protein tyrosine kinase activity; ATP binding; protein binding. The record is from RefSeq and is a predicted model, not a curated record. The coding region runs from base 33 to 5324 and encodes 1763 amino acids. The transcript is spliced from 9 exons.
UUAUUUCUACUUAUUUUCCCAUUAUAGGUCCAAUGCACAGAGCUCAGCAACAGCAACUCCGUGAUGCGGCUAAAUAUCAAAUACAUUUAGAAGCGCUGCGACAAUCUCGCCCGCUGCCACACAUUCCUGCCGGCACAACGUUGCUGACUGACGCAGACUUGCCCGGCCAGGAUGGCGCUUCGAUGCACACACAAAGCCACAGUCAAGGCCACAGCUCAGCCACAUCUGGCUUUGAGUCAGCACAUCGUUGGACAUCCAAAGAAAAUCUGCUAGCACCCGGCCCCGAAGAGGACGAUCCACAAUUAUUUGUAGCAUUAUAUGACUUUCAAGCUGGUGGUGAGAAUCAACUAAGUCUGAAGAAGGGAGAACAGGUGCGUAUUUUAUCGUACAACAAAUCGGGCGAAUGGUGUGAGGCACACUCAGAUUCCGGCAAUGUCGGUUGGGUACCAUCGAACUAUGUGACGCCACUUAACUCGCUGGAGAAACACUCUUGGUAUCAUGGACCCAUAUCGCGCAAUGCAGCCGAAUAUUUGCUCAGCUCAGGCAUCAACGGUAGUUUCUUGGUGCGCGAAAGUGAAAGUUCGCCAGGCCAAAGGAGCAUCAGUUUGAGAUACGAAGGGCGUGUAUAUCACUAUCGCAUCUCAGAGGAUCCGGAUGGUAAAGUUUUUGUCACAGCGGAAGCUAAAUUUAAUACACUCGCCGAACUUGUGCAUCAUCAUAGUGUACAACAUGAAGGGCACGGGUUGAUUACGCCAUUGCUUUACCCGGCGCCCAAACAAAAUAAACCGACCGUUUUCCCACUCAGUCCCGAACCGGACGAGUGGGAAAUCUGCCGUACGGACAUUGUGAUGAAGCAUAAGUUGGGCGGCGGCCAGUACGGUGAAGUGUACGAGGCUGUUUGGAAGCGUUACGGCAAUACUGUGGCUGUGAAAACGCUCAAGGAGGAUACAAUGGCACUCAAGGACUUCCUCGAAGAGGCGGCUAUUAUGAAAGAGAUGAAGCAUCCAAAUUUGGUGCAACUAAUUGGCGUUUGCACGCGUGAGCCACCCUUUUACAUCAUCACCGAAUUCAUGUCGCACGGCAAUCUUUUGGAUUUUCUGCGCUCGCCUGCUCGCGAAACUUUGGACGCUGUGGCAUUGCUUUAUAUGGCCACACAGAUUGCCUCCGGCAUGAGCUAUCUGGAAUCGCGUAAUUACAUACAUCGCGACUUGGCGGCGCGCAACUGUCUUGUGGGCGAUAAUAAACUUGUGAAAGUUGCCGAUUUUGGGUUGGCGCGCCUUAUGCGCGAUGACACGUACACAGCGCAUGCUGGCGCCAAAUUUCCCAUCAAGUGGACCGCUCCGGAGGGUCUGGCGUACAAUAAGUUCAGCACAAAAUCGGAUGUUUGGGCAUUUGGCGUUUUGCUGUGGGAAAUCGCCACCUAUGGCGCUUCACCAUAUCCCAAUAUUGAUCUCACCGAUGUAUUUCAUAAGCUUGAGAAGGGCUAUCGCAUGGAGCGGCCGCCAGGUUGCCCGCCGGAAGUUUACGAUUUGAUGCGUCAGUGUUGGCAUUGGAAUGCGGCAGAUCGGCCGACAUUCAAGAGCAUACAUCAUGCAUUGGAGCAUAUGUUUCAGGAAUCAUCGAUUACUGAGGCGGUCGCAAAACAAUUGAAUGCCACAACGAUGACACAGAGUCUAACGCCGCAAAUGGGUAAAAAGGGUAUACCAGCGAAUGGUGGAGGCGGCGGAGGUGGUGGUGUUGGUGGUGGCAGCAGUAGCGGCGGCGGCGGCGCUGGCGGAGGCAGUUUAACACCAAGCGGCGGCAUGCUAGAACAGCCACCAGCCGGCACUCCAAUGUCGGAAACCGGUUCUACAUCGACAAAAUUGAGCACUUUUUCCAGCCAAGGUAAAGGAAAUGUGCAAAUGCGCCGCACCACCAACAAGCAAGGAAAACAGGCGCCUGCGCCUCCUAAGCGUACGAGCUUACUUUCAACCAGCCGCGAUUCUACUUAUCGUGAUGAUGAGUCACGUAAUCUCAUUGACGAGCACAAUACAAAUGGUAGUAGCAUCUUUUUCAACCUACAACAACAACUACAAAAACAACUGCAAAAGCAAACUCCAAUACAACCACAACCAUAUAAUGUUGUUGUUCAACCCAGUACUACCCCAACCAAUAACACUAAUAAACGUUGCAAAACGAAUUCUUAUACUUUGUGUACUACACCACCUCCUCCCCAAUAUUCUAUAAAGAAAUCAUCCUCUUGCAGUAGUUUCCUAAUCGAUAUACUUUUUCGAGGUAUUUCACACCUGAGUCUUACGCGUGAUAUUAAUAAUCUUGGACAGCGCUAUGAUUCCGAAAACGACAAUACAACUGGUGAUCCUGACACUGAUGCUACCGGCGAUAGUUUGGAGUGCCAAAAUAUACCCACCCAAAGCAAGGUACAGCAUUCGCUCCAUAGCGGUGGAAUUGGACCACGUUCCGGCCAACAACAUAGCUCCUUCAAACGACCCACACCAGUUAUGGGCAACCGCGGCCUCGAAACUCGUCAAAGUAAACGCUCACAGCAUCAGCAGCAGCAGCAACAACAUGCGCCACGCGAUAGCAGCGCUGGCGCUUGUACACCACAUCACGUCACCGUUGGCGCGCUUGAGGUGAAGAAUGUAAAGUGCGUUGUCAAUCGCUAUGGCACUUUGCCCAAGGUACAGCGCAUAGGUGCAUUCCUCAACAGUCUCGAGGAUCCGAAUACGCCACCACAACACGGCAUCACUACUCAUCUAAAUGCAGUCGCCGCGCCGGUCACCACAAAUGGGCAUGGUGUUGGUGGUGUGCAUGCUGCCGCACGUCAGCAACUUCCACCGGCGCAUGUGAUGCCAAUACCGACGCCACCAACAAAAUCAGCAGCAAACAUUAAUUCUGGAAAUGGCAGCAGUGGCAGUGGAACUAUACCGACACCACCACAGCAGAUGAUACGCAGCAAUUCUUCGAGUGGCGUCACUAUGCAGAACAGCGCAUCAGCGAGUUUGAAUAAACUGCAGCGUCAUCGCACAGCUGCCGAUGGCACAAUGAUGACGUUUUCCUCAUUUCGGGGCGCAUCCUCCAGCAAUUCACCAAAGCGCAGUCAACAGCCAGCAUUAGCCAAUUUGGAGUUUCCACCGCCACCACUGGAUUUGCCACCGCCACCGGAGGAAUUCGAAACACCACCGCCGCCACCACCACCAGCACCUGAAGUGUUGGAAGAACUACAGGCUGCAAGCAGCGCAACUACCACGCACUAUCCAUUGCCGAAUAGCAGCAGCAAUGAUGUCUCGAAUACUGCACCAAGUGUUGAGGAGGCCAGUUCGCGCUUCGGGGUGUCGCUGCGAAAACGUGAGCCGUCGACAGACUCGUGCAGUUCGUUGGGAUCACCACCGGAAGUUGUUGGAAAUAGUGGCGGCAAUGUUCAGGAGUUCAAUAUGAAGGAGAAAUUGAUGGCAGAGAUAAAAGAUCGUUCCAAAGAGAAUUCCGCUAACAAUGUGAAUAUACAAAAUGGCACCACGGGUCCAGCACCAGCUGGUAGUGGUGUUGAUCCCGUAUCCUUAUUGUUCACCGAGUUGGCCGAAAUGAAUUUGUCAAAGCAAAAGUCAAUACCACCACCACCACCAAAAACUCUCAGUGGUGGUUGUGCUGGCGAUUCAAGCGGUCCACAAGCACAGGAGAAUGGCAAUACGAACUCCUUUAAGGCACAGCUAAAAAAAGUAGAACCAAAAAAAUUACCAACACCCACACAAAAGACCGAAAACCAGACGACGAUCAUCGACUUCAAAGCUCAUUUGCGAAAAGUUGAAAAAGAUCCAAAGGAUAAAAAAGACGUAGGCGCAGAUGAAGCUCCUAAAAGUUUAUUACAAAAAGGACAAGCUGUGACCGCAACGGGUACGUUGGGUCGCAAAGGUGACAAGAAAUUCACCACAGUAAUGACAUCGGCGACCGCUGUGACGCCAGCAACACAAAAGACUGAAAAUGCAAAAAAUGAUAUGACCAAUAGCAAUAAUGGUAAUUCCGUAAAUUCCACGAAUACUACUCACUCAACUUCCAACACGAAUGGCAAUACUCACCACGCAAACGCAAACUCAAAUUUGAACUGCAACAACACCACAGGUAUUUCUGAGUCGGCAGAUAACUCAGUGGGCGUAGUUGAAACCGAGACAGGGAAGCGACGUAGCACAGGUAGUAUAAGUAGUUUGAAAAAGUUGUGGGAGCAGCCGGGUGGCAGCUCUGACUAUGCAAGCACCCAAUCCCAGGCGAACUGCGCAACAAAUAGCGGCAUGGCAGGCACGACUUCCAACGUCACCAGCACCACCAUCACCUCAAGCACUAAUCAACUUUCACCCAAAUUCAAUUUGAAGCCCAUUUCGAAUACUGCAACCACGCCCACUGCAAAUUCAAAUCGUUUUCCAUCACUUAGCACUCAAAUUUCACCACGUACCAAUGUCGCCACCACGGCUGGCACAAAUUCCAUUGCAAAUAAGCCACCACCGGCAGCGCCACCACCGCCACCCCCUACUACCAACAGCACAGCCAAUCAAAAUCAAAAUUCCAUUUUCAACAAUUCCCAUUGCAUGAAAUCCCAACUAACAACCUCUCUUUCGACUCAACUAUUCACAGAUAGUAAUCAGUACGCCGACCAAGGCCAAUGCACUUCAGCAACCACCAACAACACCACCGCUAACUCAUCAGGAAACAAUACAACGACUAACAACGAAAUCGCUUCAAUGACACAAUCACUUUUCGUAGAGCAUAGCAGCACCGCCAACAGCGGCAGUUGCCUACACCAACAAAACAAUAAACUCACCACAUCAACCAUCUCGACAAACACGGCUGUGAAUAAUACUUCAAAUAACAUUUCAACUACAAAUAAGCCCGCCGUACCACUCAAGCCCACCAAGUUGACCAUCUAUGCCACGCCCAUUUCGCAGAAGAUCGCCGCCAGCGCAUUAGAUAGCUCAACUAAUUCACCACUCAGCAGCGCGCUACAGAGUUCCACGCAGAUCUCACGCGAAAGCAUACUCGAACUGGUAGCGCUCCUCGAGAGUUCAUUGCAUCAACACCCGGUGAAUUCGAUCUCCGCGUCACAAUGGCUGCAGCUGAGCGACAAACUCAAUAUACUGCAAAAUAAUUGUGUAGUUUUCGCCGACAACGAAUCUAUGCCGCCACACUCGAAAUUUCAUUUUCGUGAGUUGGUGACACGUGUCGAAACGCAAUCGCAGAGUUUACGCACAGCCGGCAGCAAAAAUGUGCAAGAUAACGAGCGGCUGGUGAGCGAAGUGGGACAGUCAUUGAAGCAGAUAACAAAUGCGCUGCAUAGGUAAAUAUUAUUGAAGCGGGAAACACGGGCGGCGAGAGCAAACAGUUACAAUGGUACUGAAGACGAAGUGGCAGAUGAUGAAUUGCCGACUUGGCGUAGUUGGCUGGACGCCGAAGGAAAUUUUAUAAAGCGCAAAUGAAAGCUGCUAAGUUGAAUGCGAUGAUGUGAUGAGUUUGUGUUCUGCGAGAUGUGAUGUAAAGGCUUUAGUUUCCUGCUUUGUGGUGAAAGCAUAUCAUGAAUGUGAAGAAACUGUGGAAUUUGGGUGAUGUGUGAUGGGCACAUUAAUUUGUAAAAUGCAAGGACGAUAUAUACGGAAAAUGCCACAUAAAAGAUUGAAUAUCUGCUCUUUUCAUUUUAUAGUCUUGCAAAAAUUAAUGGUGUUAUUUUAGAGCGUUAUAUAGGGUGCGCGCAAACACUUUAAGCAAAACAAUUAUAAACACUAUUGUUUAUGUUUAUCAAUGUUAAAGUUCAGGGUUCUAAAUCCAUAUUAGUUGUGUACAAUUUGUUUCAUUGAUUAACAAACGAAACCACAGUAUCAACUAUUUUUCGCGUUCUUGUGUUAACCCUGUAUAAGAACAAAAUUACAAAAUCUAGUCAUACAUGAAGAAUCCAAUUUAAAUUGCUGUUAGUUGUAGACUUACCCUCAAAUGAAAUCAAGACAUUUUAAAUUACUUGUACUAGUUACUAGCUUAAUGACAGCAAUUAAUGAAGCAAAAAAAAAUCGAAAAGUUAGUAAGACUUGCAUUAAGUAUUCAUUUACUACAUAUAACUAAUUUGUAGGUCUUGCUUUAUGAACAUAUUUUUUUUGGUAAAUUUAAUAAUUUAAAAAUUGUUUCCAUAUUUUAGACAUUUUUAUUAUAUAGAUAUAUAUUACAUAGAAGUUUAGUAUUUGUAAGUAGAAUUAUACAAAUUUAAUCAAUACUAUUUUAAUUAUACAAAUAAAUGCAAUUUGUAUGUGUCAUUUUAGCGUUAAAAUUUUUUAAACACUGCUUUUAAGAAAUGAAAUACAGUUUUAUCAAAAAAAGAUGUUUAGAUUUCUAAAGUAAAUGCCAAGUGUUAAGCGUUAUUAAUGUUCCAAAGUAUAUACAUUGAUACAUAUGUAUGUACUACAUAUGUACGUCACAUAUUUAGUGCGUUGUGUUAUAUUCACUUUUUUUUUUCUUACAUUCUAAUUCUAUCACAUUCAAGUGCCAAAGAUUCACAAAAGUUGAUGCCUAAACUGAAACUGCCUAGGGAAAUCCAAAAAAGUUAUGACUUCGCCGGUUCUGGUAAGAGCAUACAACAUUGCCCAUCAACUGCUAGAGUCACAGUGAUCUUCUCCAUGACAUACAUACAUACAUAUAUUCUAAAGUAAUUUCGCAAUAAAAUAAACAUUUAUCAGACGUACGCUAAGCAAGUCUGCUUUUAUGCAUAAAGCUCGGUACCUACUUCGCUACAAUUUAUUUUAAAGGCGAAACACUUUUCCUUGCCUAAAAAUUAUUCCAGCACACGCAUUUAUCAUCGCUCAUUUUCACUGAAUAAUAACUUUAUUUUGUCUGUGAUACAUACUUUCUGGCAUUAUUUUCUUCUAAAAUUUGCAAUCAAAUUGUUGGAAUGUCUAACUUUGCUUUCAGGGUUUUUAAGAUAGUUAUUCUUAGAAGAAAGACUUAGAAUGUUUACAUAUCGUUGAGGAAAUGUAGAAAGGGGCAUACUUGACAUUUUUUAUAACAUCACUUUUAAGGCUGUAACCUAGUCGGCAAAAUAGGAAGCGCUUCUAAAUGCGUUCAGGCGGGGCUUGAAUGAUCUCCAAAAGCCCUUCCAUUCAAAGGCGGGCCUGUGUUUCCAAAACAACGGAUGUCAAAUAAAGGAAAUAAUCGCAGUAGGCAUGUCGCUGAAGCAAAGUAAAUGUGCGCUGUGCCAAUAUUAUUUGGUGCAAGUUUUCCCUGCUAAGAGAAGUUGAAUCAAAAGACGUGAGACCCUGGUCUUAAAAUAAAUAAAUAUUUGGCGCUUCUACUUUUGCUAAGUAUUUGGCCGAGCUUCUCCUUUACCUUUGGUGUGAGUCUUGAUGUUACGCCGCCUCCGGAUGGCAAAUGGUUGCUUCUGCGAGAAGCUUUUUCAAUGCAACCGCUGUUAGAAAAAGACAUUUUCUAAUUUUAGAUGGUGUUCCUACUAAGGAUCCAACCCAUGCUCUACGGAGUGGUAGGACGCAUCUCUAUCCACUCAACUACAGGCUAAAGAAUCGAGCACUGAAACUAAGGACUCGUAGAAGACCUCCUUUUCCCUAAUUUACAUUUGGACAUUUGCAUCUUUUGCUUUUUCUAUAAAAAACGGAAAUUUUCAGAUAGGUAGGUCAUUUGUCCAUUUCAACAACAACAUGUAAUUGCUAUUAUUAUCAAAAAUAUGUCAAUAUUUUCUUAUAUUAUUAUGUAUUUUUGUAUAUUUUAGUAAAAUAAAUAAUUGGCCAAGAGCUCUUGGUGGCUUUUCAUGAAAUUUUUAAAUAUGAAAGUAAAAGGUGUUUUAGUAUUAACUACAUAAUUUUUUAUGGAAAUUCGAAAUUAAAAAAAAAAAACAAAAAAAUAUUUUACCAUAGAUUGCAUCAUAAAAAUUCAAGAUCCUUUGAACGUGAAAUUGUACAUACAUAUAUAGAAAUAGUUGCUCCAAUGUUUCUUUAAAUUUACUUGUAAGAGAAAAAAAUCACAUUUGUAUAUAAAUCCUUUUAACUAUGAAAAAAAAACUCUAGCAAUGUUCUCUUAUUUCUAAUGAAAUCGUCACAAAGCAAAGACAAGGGGCGUCUAUAAAUUGAUUUAAAAUAUACAGGGUAAUCCACUUUCUCGAUGGAAAUUAAUGUUGAAAAAAUCACGCUGAAUAUUUAAGUUUCGAUGGCAUUUUUAUUUCAUAAUAAAGUUGGGAGAUGCCAUUAUGCAUGCAUACAUACAUACAUAAGCACGUGAAAAAUCAUAUCAUUCAACGGUCAUCUAUUUUCAGGACCUUUUGAUAUAAUUUUCGACAACUGUUUCAUACAAUUCAGGCAAUAACUCGGCAUAUUAACUUGACGCAUAUUGCUUCUCACUUGUGUCAAAGUUCUGGAAUUUACAGCUUUUUUUGUCAGGCAAUUAAGAUAGCUGCAACAACACAUGUAGUCCUCACUCUAGGCGCAAAUAUAUUUUCUAUUACUGUUAUGAGAGCAUGUUACCACCCAACUGCAGGUGUUGGAGGUUGUGUUUAGGUGAUAGACUUUUAUCGAGUAUUUGACCUUCUUUUUUAAUUUCCGACUGCAUUUAUUCUAGUUUACAUUGAUAUAAAAACGCUUUGACUGUGUAUAGAGUACAUA